CCCACCUGACUUCUUGACUCUCUCAGGUAAGCGCGGUAGGCAUAAUCACAAGAUGAUGGCGAAGAACACCUGCGCCGGCGGUCAGUAGCGUUGGAAAUGAAAUGAAAGUCAAAAAGUGAAGGUGUCACUUUAAAUAUUGAUGUUUUUCCAUCCUACGCAUACGUCUAAUCGAAAUGUUUGUUUGUAUUGACCGUUGAUGAUCAUACGCCAUCAAAAUGGGUACUGAAAAGAUGCUAUUUCGUCUCGAACAGCCUCACGGCCCUGGCGAUAUCUAUAUUGCUUGGCAAAACGGCGCCGGUAACUUUUUGGCCACCACCGGCGUCGAUUCGGUGGUAAACAUUUUUGACCGCUACGGGAAUACUCUGGAAACAAUCAGGCUACCAAGCUUGUGUGCCGGUUUUGCGUGGGAUUCUGAUGGCGAUGUACUGGGAGUAAUAAGCCAAUCUCCGCAAUUAGUAUUGUGGGAUGCUAAUACUAAGAAGAAACAAAAUGUAGACAUUGGAUUAAGAGACAUUCUCACAUGCAUUCUGUGGGCAAAAGCAAUUCCUGUAUUGGCUGUUGGAACUGUAAAGGGCAAUGUAUCCAUUUACAAUCACGCUACCUCAAAGCGAAUACCGAUAAUAGCAAAACAUACAAAAAAGAUAACAUGCGGUGGAUGGAACAAAGAUAAUCUUCUAGCUCUGGGAUCAGAGGAUAAAACUAUAUCUAUUAGUAACAUAGAAGGCGACACUUUGCGCGUGAUUGCUCUUAGAGCCGAACCAUCAGAUGUGCAAUUCUCCGAAAUGAAAUUAGAUGAACGUGCAGGCGGUGAAAAUACAGUUAGCAUGGUGGUUGGAAAACGCACUUUAUAUUUAUACCAUCUAAUGGAUCCUGAAAACCCCAUUGAACUAGCAUUUCAGCAACACUACGGCUCAAUUGUUUCAUACAAAUGGUUUGGUGAUGGAUACAUUCUGAUAGGGUUUUCUGGUGGUUACUUUAUUGCCAUUUCUACGCACAUCAAAGAAGUUGGACAGGAACUUUUUCAAGUCCGCAAUCACAAAAUCAAUUUAUCUGAUAUUGCGCUGUGUACAGCCGCAGGAAAGGUUGCAUCUGCUGGCGAUAACACUGUAAAAAUACAUGAUACGUCUAAUUUACAAGAGACUUUGAGUGUGUUGACACUUAGUCAAGAAAUCGGUAUUGAUAGGGUUGCAUGGAGUACCGAUGGGCAACUUUUGGGUGUAUGCACCCGAAAUGGAUCAGUUGUAGUGUAUGUAGCGGAUAUGCCCACAUUAAUGGCCGUGUGUGGACCACGCAUUGCCAUUCAAUCGAAUUUAGUAGAAAUUAGUUUGUACAAAUACGCAGGAGAUAAAGGUAAACCCAUAUCACUUGCUCUCGAAAUUGAACCUCAAGUGAUUGCAGUUGGUCCUUUCCACUUUGCAUCCGGUAUGAAUAAUAGAAUCUGGUACUAUGACUUACAUCAACUUGAUCAAAACACCUACGAUCCAGCUACACCAUUAAUAAGUACACGACAAUAUUUGGGACAUGUGGAAAGCAUAAAAUUAAACGCCGAAUACGUGUCAGUCAUGUACGAAGGAAAGAUUCAAUUGCACAUGAUUGAAAGCGGUGAGGUUGAAAACGAAGAUAGAGAAAGUAUAAUAUUUCCCGAUAACAAUGUCCAGAAUGUAACCAUAACAUCACAUUUGCUGACGAAUGAAUUCUUAAUCUACACCACUGAUAGUGGACAGAUUAUUUACUUUUGUCUCGAGGAAUGGGCAGUCGCCAAUCACUACCGGCAUCAAGUUGGCAUACAGAAUAUCUAUGCGGAUCCAGCGGGCAGUCGUUUAGUAUUCUUCGAUGUCAAGACACAGGGUUUUCUUUAUAAUGCUGUCAAUAAUGAAACACUGGAGAUUCCCGACUUGCCCAAUAAAAUAUGUGGUGUGACUUGGGAUAGCAAUUUCAACGACCGUAACACAUUUGUCGUUUACGAUGAAAAUCAAAUUUGUACGUACCUCUAUGUGACAUUCUCUGUCUAUGGUUCAUCGAUUCAGAAGAUUGGUGUGACUACAUUGGCGACGAAGCAAACGCCUCUGAUCAUGUUUGCGGGCGAAGUAUUAUCAGCAACGGCGGGUGGACAAUUAACACAGAUUAAUCUUGUCACACACGAUGUUGCUCAGGUGCCAGGCAACGACAAAGAUCGAAGUCUUUUAGAGAAUAAUUUCAAUAAACAACUAGACUUGCAUCGGUUUCGAAAUGCAUGGGCCACAGCUAUAUCCCUGGGUUCUAAAGAGUUAUGGAAGAAAUUAGCACGCAAGGCUAUAGUCAAUUUAGAAAUUGAUCUGGCAAUGAGAGUUUACAAACAGCUGGAAGAUGUUGCAAUGGUACAAUCACUGGAAGAACUUACAGAUGUAGAAGAUCAAAAAUUAAUUGCAGGAUAUGUUGCCAUGUAUUUGGGCGAUUAUGAUCAGGCCCAGAGUUGUUUCCUGAAGAGUAGCAAUCCAGUUGAAGCACUAGAAAUGAGACGUGAUCUUUUACAAUGGGAUCAAGCUUUACAACUGGCAAAGAAGAUGGCUCCUGAACAAAUUGCGCACAUUUCAAAAGAAUAUGCACAACAACUUGAAUUCACUGGAAAUUAUUCAGAGGCAUAUUUACAUUAUGAAAAAGGAUUACAAACUGAAUCUUUAAAUCCGGAACAUAUAAUCACAUGUAAAUCCGGUAUAGCACGAACAUCAAUCCGUACAGGCAAUUUUAAACAUGGUAUUGCAAUUGCAAAAGAAGUGAAUACCAAACAAUUAUACCGCGAAUGUGCAGAUAUACUUGAAUCAAAGAAACAACUUGCAGAUGCAGCUGUUUUCUAUGAGAAUGCUGUGCUAUAUGAUCGUGCUGCACUUGGAUACAUAAAACUAAAGAAUUGGUCAAAAGUUGCCCAACUCCUGCCUAAUAUUACAUCCAACAAAAUUCAUAUUCAAUACGCGAAAGCAAAAGAAACCGAAGGAAAGUAUCAAGAAGCUGCUGAAGCGUAUUACAACGCUAAAGAUUUUGACUCCGUCAUUCGUCUGCAGCUGGAUUAUUUAAACAAUCCAGAAGUGGCAAUCGAACUCGUGCAGGAAACAAAAAGCAUUGAAGGAGCCAAAUUGAUCGCACGCUUUCAACGUCUUAAUGAUUUCCCCACUGCAAUUCGUUUCUUAGUAUUAUCUAAAUGUCAUGACGAAGCGUUUGAACUAGCACGUAAACAUUCCAAACUACAACUAUACGGAGAAAUUCUCCUCAACAGCUUGGACCCGGAUGAAAUAAAACCAGAAUACUUCAAUAGUUUGGCGUUGUACUUCGAACAAGAACGGAAUUAUUUAUAUGCGGGAAAGUAUUGGUUUCAUGCAAAAGAAUAUAACAAAGCAAUGAAGCUUUUGUUGCGUGUAGCCAAGUCGAAUUCCGAAGAGAAUGAAGCAUUGAGUACAGCCAUAGAUGUGGUAGCGUCUUCAAAUGACGAAUCUUUGGCUAAUCAACUGAUUGAAUAUCUUCUGGGCGAAGUUGAUGGGGUUCCCAAGGAUCCUAAGUAUUUAUUCCGAUUGUACAUGGCUCGCAAACAGUUUCGAGAAGCAUCAAAAUCAGCAAUAAUCAUUGCAAAUGAAGAGCAGAUAAAUGGAAAUUAUCGUAACGCUCAUGAUGUAUUGUUUGGAAUGUACCAAGAAUUGAAGCAUAAUGGAAUUAAAGUGCCACAGGAAAUGUACUCGAGCCUAAUGCUCUUGCAUAGCUAUAUUUUAGUUCGGUUGCAUGUUAAGCGCAGUGAUCAUUUGAAAGGCGCCCGAAUGUUAAUCAGAGUUGCUAAUAAUAUUUCAAAAUUUCCAUCACAUAUUGUUCCUAUAUUAACAUCCGCUGUAAUCGAAUGUCACCGUGCUGGAUUGAAGCAAGCUGCUCACAGGUACGCAACACUUUUAAUGAAGCCUGAGUAUAGGAAGAAGAUUGACUCAAAAUACGCAAAGAAAAUUGAGGCGGUUGUUAGGAAACCUCCUAGAAUUACAAAGGACGGUGAUUCGAUGGAGGAUCCGCUUGAAGAUUUAACGCCUUGUCCGUUCUGUGGAAAUGAAUUGCAAGAAAGUGAAGUGAACUGUAACGUGUGCAAGAAUCAUAUUCCAUUCUGCAUUGUUACCGUAAGUAUUUACUUGCGCAUCUUAUAAUAAUUCUAAAAAUACAUGAAAUUUUUAUUUAAACUUUAGAGGCAUAUAUUAAGUACGGACCUAACUGCAUGUCCUGAAUGUGAUUUUCCCGCCAUUCUAUCAGAAUUCGUCAAGAUAUUGGAGUCUGAAGAGUCGUGUCCAAUGUGCACCGAGAAAGUUGAUGCUCGACGUUUGCAAAAUAUUCAGAACUUUAAAACUUAUUUAAAUUUUGAAUAAUUUAUACAUGUAUCUGUGUUUAUGCACUCCGUCCAUUGCAGUGAUCUCUUUAAAUAGUUAUUAGUAACUUAAUAUAUUUAUUCUGCAAUUUAUUAAAUAAACAACAAUAUCUAUAA
Dalotia coriaria is the source of this 4483-nucleotide messenger RNA. It is a transcript of the gene Oseg6, whose product is annotated as intraflagellar transport protein Oseg6. Gene Ontology annotation, molecular function: protein binding. Gene Ontology annotation, biological process: intraciliary retrograde transport; cilium assembly. Gene Ontology annotation, cellular component: cilium; intraciliary transport particle A. The record is from RefSeq and is a predicted model, not a curated record. NCBI's taxonomy places the organism in Eukaryota, Metazoa, Arthropoda, Insecta, Coleoptera, Staphylinidae.